AUCCAAUGGAUCGACAUCCAGCCUCUUCUAAAGGGCUGCCUUAACACGAUUUAUCAACUGCUGCAUAUAAACUUCACGCGACUUCGGCAGUCGACAUCUUCACACCCUUUUUCUUUUUCUGCAGAACUCAAAGAACACUUUUGUGCCGCCAAGAACCAAGAUUGUUACUCUUUUGAUUCGAAAUCUUUCAACUUCCGGAUGCGAUCCGAAUAACGGACCUGGGAGCCCUUUGUAUACGACAUGACAUUCUCGUCGCCCGUGAGGCGCAAUCAGUUGCUUUCCAGCCCGGAUCGCAACAUAGCAGCAACUUUCCUUCUCGACUCGCGAAACAAUGAACUGAACCAUCGGGAUGCUCUGGCUGCAGCGCAACUAGAGCAUGACCGCGUACGCCAAGCAGCUAUACGGGUGUAUGAGCUCCAUGAGCUACAGGAGGAGCACAAGCGCAUUGUUGCUGAGGAGCGUAGAGAGGAGGAGAGGCUCAAAGCGGAAGCUGCAGUAGUUGCGGAAGAAAAAAGACUACGGGAGCUCAAGGCAAAGACGGUCCCUCGUUUACCCCCAGAGCCCGCACCGCAACCACCUUCUCCAGCCAAACCGGAACCUACGAAGACGAACGGAGCAACUCAAAUCAAAGAUGUGACACCGGCCUUAGAUGCAAAGAAACCCAUUGUCUCUCCUGCGACAGGCCCGGCAUCAGCUUCCGCUACGACAGCAAGUUUUACUCAAACGAAACCGAGCAACCAAUUCGGCACCACACAACCUGCUUCUGAAAGCCUACCACAGAAGUCAAACGGGGCUACAAUACAAUCUACAUCCCUAGCUGCUACGACCAUUCCUCAGCCCGCAGUCAAACCUGCAGCGCCCACAGUACAGCCUGUGCAGUCUAAAUCUGCACCCAGCAUUGACCGCUAUUCCCAGAUUCACCAAGAGCUCAAGAAACUACGAAAAGAGUUGCAAGCUCAAUCCAAGGUCGCCGGGUCGCCUCUUAAGGGCAAGCUGGGUGCUGCUCGACGAGAAAUUCGAGUUGCUAUUGGUCAAUUGACGGGUGGGAAGGGUGCAAAUGCCCAACCUAUCAACAAAAUUACGGCAGCACUGAAAGAGGCUUUGGAAGGCCGGAUACCAAGUCCUCCGAUUGAUGUCAGUCUCUUUGUGGUUGAUAAAAGAGAGCCCGUGGAAGGCUCUCCAAACAACGAGGCUACUCUGCCCUCACUCUUCAUAUAUCUCAUAAACAUCUGCGCCAAGGGUAUUGUCAGCCAAUUCAUUAACGAGGGUGGCGCAAAUCCUAAGGCUGCAGACCCUGUUGGUGUAUUUGCAGCUCAUAUCUUCUCCACCAAGGAAUUCCAAUGGCGAGGUCAGUCUUUAGUCGAUAUUCUCAUGGCCAAAUAUCGAAUAGUGUGCCCAGUGCUAUUCGGCCACAGAGGCAGUGACAAAACUGAACGCGGCCGUAUGGCAAUCGGCUGGAAGAAGGACGGGCCAUCAUGGAUUACCGAACAAAGCCAUAACGAUAGGAUGACUGGCUUGGGCGCCGGCUUUGCUUCUCUAUCUCUGAGAGAUUUCGGCAAAUCUUCCAAAAAGAACCCCUACCCACCCACAAAUUACUGGAGGGCGCUCGCUUACAUUGUCAACUCACCGCCCAAUGAGACGUCAAACACUCAAUAUGUGGUGCUGCGAUCCAUGAUUCAGGGACACGAGCAGCGUUUUCUCAAUUUCUACGGCAAUGCAGCUUUGGCAGCACUACGACUUGCUCUCAUCGAGUUCCCCAAGAAGGCACCGCAAAAUGCGACUGCUGCUGGCUCCUUGGCUGCUCUGGCAGAUGUGCUCAAGACCGAAUCUGGGUUGAUCUUGACUUAGCGGCGAAAGACGCCCUGUUGUAUGAUCAACCGAAUACCAACUCAAAGAAACUCUCGGCCGGGAUGUUAAAAAUUUACGAAACUGAAGACCGCUCUACUGCAAGAUGAUCCAUUCUAGGCAUCGUUCUUGGCGGCGUGUUAUAUGUUUGAUAAACUUGUUAAAUUAUAAGGUGCCAUUGGGGUACAAAA
This is a messenger RNA of Fusarium oxysporum Fo47, 2036 nucleotides long. RefSeq names its product GLE1-like protein-domain-containing protein. The transcript has 2 exons. Gene Ontology annotation, cellular component: nuclear pore cytoplasmic filaments; nuclear pore; cytoplasm. Gene Ontology annotation, biological process: regulation of translational termination; regulation of translational initiation; poly(A)+ mRNA export from nucleus. The coding region runs from base 241 to 1848 and encodes 535 amino acids. Gene Ontology annotation, molecular function: phospholipid binding; inositol hexakisphosphate binding; translation initiation factor binding. NCBI's taxonomy places the organism in Eukaryota, Fungi, Ascomycota, Sordariomycetes, Hypocreales, Nectriaceae. The record is from RefSeq and is a predicted model, not a curated record.